Messenger RNA from Paramormyrops kingsleyae, 1785 nucleotides. It is a transcript of the gene bola3, whose product is annotated as bolA family member 3. The record is from RefSeq and is a predicted model, not a curated record. Lineage: Eukaryota; Metazoa; Chordata; Actinopteri; Osteoglossiformes; Mormyridae. Gene Ontology annotation, cellular component: mitochondrial matrix.
AAACGUCAUGUAUGUGCGACAGGAAUGAAUUUUUUUCUAGGGCAUGUCAAUGGAGGAGGACAGCCUGUAGUCCACUCUUAUGUCUGUUUGACAUUUAAGCCCUAAAAAUAUAUACUAAGAUCACCAUGAUUGCACUUACUAGAUUUCUUCGCAGAAAACAGUGUCUGUCACAGGUUGCCUUAGUCGCCGGUCAAACGCAUAGGGCUCUAUCGUCUCAGACGGAGGGAGAAAUCAGAAUUGCGAAAAUACUUCAAGAUAAAUUUCCGCAGGCAGCCUCACUGAAGGUGCAUGACAUUUCAGGUGGAUGUGGUGCCAUGUAUGAAAUACACAUUGAAUCGGAGGAAUUCAAGGGCAAACGAACAGUUCAGCAACAUCGGCUAGUGAACCAGGCGCUUAAAGAUGAGAUCAAAACCAUGCAUGGCCUACGAAUAUUUACAGAUGUUCCCAAGAAUUAGAAGCAAGAAGUCUGAGGUCAUUAUCUAAUUACUCACAUGACCAUUAUCAGAAAACCUCAGAUGGAAGUUGAUGUAGCAUAACAAACUGCAUUUUGCAGACAGAACGCACAUAAAGCUAAUAUGCAAAGGUUUGUAUUCCUCAGUAGUGGCAUCUGAAUUAAUACCAAUGUAUCUAGUGAAGAAAAAAAAAAUGACAGGGAUAUAAAAAGUAUUGUGAAGGUAAUGUGUUUGUCUACUUUUGGCAGCACAUUUUCUUGCUGUUGUAAAUGUUGCGCACAAAUGCAGCUGGUGAGAUUUUUGUUGUGUAAAGUUUACUCUGUGAAGAGUGACCUUAAUUUUUGAUACGCACAAAGUAAAGUUGUCUUGCUAGUUAUAUCAUCUGUGAUUAAUGCAAGAAGGAGAGAGGAGGUUGAUGGGUAGACACUAUUUGAAUAACACACUGGCAUGCACAGACCUACCUGAAUUUCACUUUUACUUUUGAACUUGGUACUUAAUUGUUUUUUAAGUGCAUUCGGUCUCACACACUUCACACUUGAUGUACGCUGUACAAUGUGUGCAACCCUGUACUUGUACGAGCCGUAUCCGGUUGUAUUUGCAUACACAAAAAAGAAACUGAGGAGUGUUUGAGAUGUAUAGAUAAUCGGUAAUGUGAUUAAAGCCAUCAACACAGAAGUGUAAUUCACUCAAAUUUUUGGUAAAUGCAGUCUUUUUAAAUUUGAAAACUUAAGGUAUGUUAUGAAGUUGUUGGCAGCCAUGUCUGACCCUUCAUAAGCAGUUAGAGGUUAAGGUAUAAGAUUAAAUUAGAUAGUGACUGACUGCCUAGACUUUCUAACCACAAUAUGCAUCUUCUUCUCUUUUAUUUUGUUGGAUAUUUUCACACGUGGUCUUUUAUAAAUGUCCAGGAAAGUUCGGUGUGGUUUCUUUUAAGUAUUUGUUGUUUCUCAGGUUUCGGUAAGUUGAUAUUUUAUAUCGAACUUAACUCAUUUUAUAAAUAAUAUUUUAUUGAUUAAAUGCCAAUGCACCCAUUUUUUUUUAUUUGCUAGUUUUAAAAUAUUCUCCAUAUAUAUAAGAUACAAAUUUAUCAAUGAAAGCAUUUACAGCCGUAUUGUAGAAACCCUUGCCUGGAAAUAAAAGGAAAACUGAAUUGAUUUUAGAAAAGUAUGUUCAUUAGCCAUAACUACAGAUGAACAAUGGAGUUGUAUUGUAUUUAAUUAUUUUCAUUUGCUUUUUGGGGCACAUGCAUCCAAAUAAAACUUUUUAGUUAACUUUUUUAAACAGCUGAUAUUUUGCUAUGGGCUAGAAAAGCUAAUAAAAUCCAUCAUUCCCCAUC